CCAGAUGCAUCAUGGGAAACGUGUCUCCUGUUGCUUUCCUAUGUUCUUUUUCCUUUUUUUUCCCCCCUUCAUUUUAUAGCGAGAACAACGCUUUAGACACUCAAGAAUACAUUCCCAUUUUCGAGCUGCAAUCUUUCACUAACUUUUCAAAGGUGACCUUUAGUAGCCAUGGCCCGUACCAAGCAGACUGCCCGUAAGUCCACUGGAGGCAAAGCCCCACGUAAACAGCUGGCCACAAAGGCUGCUCGUAAGAGCGCCCCUUCCACUGGUGGUGUCAAGAAGCCCCAUCGUUACAGGCCUGGUACUGUGGCUCUGCGUGAGAUCCGUCGUUACCAGAAGUCCACUGAGCUGCUGAUCCGCAAGCUGCCCUUCCAGCGCCUGGUGAGAGAAAUCGCCCAGGAUUUCAAGACUGAUCUGCGUUUCCAGAGUGCAGCCAUCGGUGCUCUGCAGGAGGCCAGCGAGGCCUACCUGGUGGGUCUGUUUGAGGACACCAACCUGUGCGCCAUCCACGCCAAGCGUGUCACCAUCAUGCCCAAAGACAUCCAGCUGGCACGUCGUAUCCGUGGGGAGCGUGCUUAAAAUGUUUUCUGAUUUGUUAUAUGCUGUCCUCUUGUCCCGUCACUACUCUUUCCAGCCCUUUCCUUCCUCUAUACUUAGUUAGUAGUUUGGUUUGAGGUCCUAUAUAUAUAUAUCAUAUGAUUGUGAUAACCGUAAAAUGUUUGAUCAUGUCUUCUUUGGUGCUACUAGUAGCAGUUUCCUUAGAGAUGUCUUCAUGUAUGUUUGAAACUUUGAAUCACAAUGACACUUCUAACUAGCUAGCUCACAGGAAUGCUUGUUGUCUCCAUGCAUAAGGUGUUUUUGCAAGCCAAGAAUAGUGUGUGAAAUGAGAAUAGGAAAUAGCAUUAAGGUUAAGACAUUUUCAUCUUCAGGCGGACAUACACGUUGAUAUAUUAGGUCUUCUGAUUUUUUUUUUUUUUUUUUUUUUUAAAUAGGGAUUUGUUGUAAAAGUAGUGAAUUUUCUUUUUUUUUACAAUAAUGGUGUAUUUCUACUGUUAGUGUUUAAUGUAUCAAAAUACAAAAGUUUGAUUCUGGUCGUCAAUUAGAAACGUCAUUGUGCUAUGAUGACACUGCAUUUUGGCAGAACACAAGCGGCAUAUAUGUAGCAGACCUAUGGUGAUCAUAUUUUGAUUUUCAGCCACGUUAUUAUGUCCAGGUAAUGUUUUGACUUUUUGUUCCUCUCUCAGGUUGAUAUGAUAACCUUUUUUUUUCUACUGUGUUUUUGAUUUAUGUUUUCAUUUUUAAAAAGCAAAAUAUUUGUACUCUGGAAUUCACAUACAAACAUAAUAAAGAUUCUUGUGGUUAAAUGAA
Epinephelus fuscoguttatus (brown-marbled grouper) is the source of this 1368-nucleotide messenger RNA. RefSeq names its product histone H3.3A. The record is from RefSeq and is a predicted model, not a curated record. Bases 169 to 579 code for a protein of 136 amino acids. The transcript has 4 exons. NCBI's taxonomy places the organism in Eukaryota, Metazoa, Chordata, Actinopteri, Perciformes, Serranidae. Gene Ontology annotation, cellular component: nucleosome. Gene Ontology annotation, molecular function: structural constituent of chromatin; DNA binding; protein heterodimerization activity.